This is a messenger RNA of Cynocephalus volans (Philippine flying lemur), 2064 nucleotides long. RefSeq names its product guanylate cyclase 1 soluble subunit alpha 1 (gene GUCY1A1). Gene Ontology annotation, molecular function: heme binding; guanylate cyclase activity. The transcript is spliced from 8 exons. Bases 1 to 2064 code for a protein of 687 amino acids. The record is from RefSeq and is a predicted model, not a curated record. Gene Ontology annotation, biological process: cGMP biosynthetic process; response to oxygen levels. Lineage: Eukaryota; Metazoa; Chordata; Mammalia; Dermoptera; Cynocephalidae. Gene Ontology annotation, cellular component: guanylate cyclase complex, soluble.
AUGUUCUGCACGAAGCUGAAGGACCUCAAGAUCACAGGGGAGUGUCCUUUCUCCUUAUUGGCACAAGGUCAGGUUCCUAAAGAGCCAGCAGAGGAGGUAGCAGGAGGCUCAGAAGCAACUCUUCCCAUCUGUCAGGACAUUCCUGAAAAGAACAUAAAAGCAAAUCUUCCUCAAAGAAAGACCAGUCGGAGCCGAGUCUAUCUUCACACUUUGGCAGAGAGUAUUUGCAAACUGAUUUUCCCAGAGUUUGAACGGUUGAACCUUGCACUUCAGAGAACAUUGGCAAAGCAUAAAAUAAAAGAAAACAGGAAAUCUUUGGAAAGAGAAGACUUCGAAAAAAUAAUUGCAGACUACGCAAUUGCAGCAGGAGUUCCAGUGGAGAUCAUCAAGCAAUCUCUCGGUGAAGAGCUUUUUACAAUAUGUUACGAGGAAGACGAACACAUCCUCGGCGUGGUUGGAGGCACCCUUAAAGAUUUUUUAAAUAGCUUCAGUACCCUUCUGAAACAGAGCAGCCAUUGCCAAGAAGCAGAAAAGAGGGGCAGGCUUGAGGACGCCUCCAUUCUAUGUCUGGAUAAAGAUCACGAUUUCUUAAAUGUUUACUAUUUCUUCCCUAAGAGAACCACGUCCCUGGUUCUUCCUGGCAUCAUUAAGGCAGCUGCUCACAUAUUGUACGAAACCGAAGUGGAAGUGUCAUUAAUGCCACCCUGCUUCCGUAAUGAUUGCAGCGAGUUUGUUAAUCAGCCCUAUUUGUUAUACUCUGUUCACGUGACAAGCACCAGGCCAUCCCUGUCCCCCGGCAAACCCCAGUCCUCGCUGGUCAUCCCUGCAUCUCUCUUCUGUAAGACAUUUCCAUUCCACUUCAUGUUUGACAAAGAUAUGACGGUUCUGCAGUUUGGCAAUGGCAUUAGAAGGCUGAUGAACAGGAGAGACUCUCAAGGAAAGCCUAAUUUUGAAGAGUACUUUGAAAUUCUGACUCCAAAAAUCAAACAGACGUUUAGUGGGAUCCUGACUACGCUGAAUAUGCAGUUCGUUGUGCGAGUAAGGAGGUGGGACAACUCUGUGAAGAAAUCUUCAAGGGUUAUGGAUCUCAAAGGCCAAAUGAUCUACAUUGUUGAAUCCAGUGCGAUCUUGUUCUUGGGAUCACCCUGUGUGGACAGAUUGGAAGAUUUUACAGGACGAGGGCUCUACCUGUCCGACAUCCCAAUUCACAAUGCCCUGAGGGAUGUGGUCUUGAUAGGAGAACAAGCCCGAGCUCAAGAUGGCCUGAAGAAGCGGCUGGGGAAGCUGAAGGCCACCCUUGAGCAAGCCCACCAAGCCCUGGAGGAGGAGAAGAAAAAGACAGUAGAUCUUCUGUGCUCUAUAUUUCCCAGCGAGGUUGCUCAGCAGCUGUGGCAAGGGCAAGUCGUGCAAGCCAAGAAGUUUAGUAAUGUCACCAUGCUUUUCUCAGACAUUGUGGGGUUCACUGCCAUCUGCUCCCAGUGCUCGCCACUGCAGGUCAUCACCAUGCUCAAUGCACUGUACACUCGCUUUGACCAGCAGUGUGGAGAGCUGGAUGUCUACAAGGUGGAGACUAUUGGAGAUGCAUAUUGUGUGGCUGGGGGACUGCACAAAGAGAGUGAUACCCAUGCUGUUCAAAUAGCACUGAUGGCCCUGAAGAUGAUGGAGCUCUCUGAUGAAGUCAUGUCUCCCCAUGGAGAACCUAUCAAGAUGCGAAUUGGACUUCAUUCUGGAUCAGUUUUUGCUGGAGUUGUUGGAGUUAAAAUGCCCCGUUACUGUCUUUUUGGAAAUAAUGUCACUCUGGCUAACAAAUUUGAGUCCUGCAGUGUACCACGGAAAAUCAAUGUCAGUCCAACAACUUACAGAUUACUGAAAGACUGCCCUGGUUUUGUGUUUACCCCUCGAUCAAGGGAGGAACUUCCACCUAACUUCCCCAGUGAAAUUCCUGGAAUCUGUCACUUUCUGGAUGCUUAUCAACAAGGAACAACCUCAAAACCAUGGUUCCAAAAGAAAGAUGUUGAAGAUAGCAAUGCCAACUUUUUAGGCAAAGCAUCAGGAAUAGAUUAG